CCCAGUGCUGUAUAAAAGUCUCAGCAGAAAUGUGACCACAGGGUAGAGAUUCUGAUUGAUCAUAUUCUCUGCACCAAGCUACUGCAAGGAUGAAAUCCCUUUCUGUAGUCCUUUUUCUCAGCCUGCACUUUAUCAAAUUAAGAGCAGGAGAGUGGUGCUAUGAGCCUGAAGCAUGUAAUGACUGCUCAGGACCAAAUAAUUGGGGUCAUAUUUCAAGUAAAUGCGAUGGUUCAGCCCAGUCUCCAAUCAACAUAGUCACCCACAAAUUAGUAUACAAUAAACAGCUCAACCCAUUUACUUUUGAAGGAUAUGAUAGUGCCCAUGAUUAUACCAUAACAAAUAAUGGCCAUUCUGUGGAAGUUAACCUGAAAAGCAGCUCAAUCCAAAUUCAAGGUGGAGGACUUCCCGGUCACUUUAAAGCGAUUCAGCUUCAUUUCCACUGGGGCAGUGAUAAAGUCAAUGGAUCGGAGCAUUCUAUAGACGGUGAAAGAUUUCCAAUGGAGCUUCAUAUCGUCCACUCAAAUGCUGCAGGCAAGUCAGUCUCCAACACAACCUCUGACGAUAGGCUGGCAGUUUUGGGUUUCUUCUAUGAACCAUCAAAUGAAGAGAACAAAAACUAUACAAGUCUUAUUGAAGCCAUUAAGAAAAUCCCUCAAGCAGGUAGUACAACAACAGUUUCUAAUCUGAACCUCCAAAAAUUGAUUCCGGAAAGUCGCUAUCUUAAGCAUUAUUAUAGGUACAAUGGAUCCCUUACCACUCCAACUUGUGAUGAAAAAGUCACCUGGACACUAUUUCCACAAACAAUCAAACUGGCCAAAGAACAGCUGAAAGUAUUCUAUGAACAGCUAAAUUUCUCUGCGACUGCUAAGAUGGAGAGAAAUUUCAGGCCCAUACAGAACCUGAACAACAGAAUUGUUGAAACAUCGGAUGCCAGAUCUAUAUUUUCUCAGACCGCGGUCUUACUGACUUCACUAUUUCUGUGCUACCUGAUGAACGCAUCUUAAACAGAGCAACAACUUUUCUUCCUAAAAUAAAAUAGUUAAAACACCAACGACAACCUUUGUUCCACUGGAAGAAUAUUACUUUAAAUGAGAUUUUAACAGAAUACUGUAUCAGUUAAAAAAAAAAAAACAUUUUACAGGUCAAACAAAGAACCAAUACUUUAACAUGUUAUUAAUAUAUUUUAAAUACGUGAUAUGAAAAUUAAAAUUAUAGAUUGAAAAAAA
Spea bombifrons (plains spadefoot toad) is the source of this 1226-nucleotide messenger RNA. Its product is annotated as carbonic anhydrase 4-like. Gene Ontology annotation, molecular function: zinc ion binding; carbonate dehydratase activity. The transcript is spliced from 8 exons. NCBI's taxonomy places the organism in Eukaryota, Metazoa, Chordata, Amphibia, Anura, Pelobatidae. The record is from RefSeq and is a predicted model, not a curated record. Gene Ontology annotation, cellular component: plasma membrane. The coding region runs from base 90 to 1004 and encodes 304 amino acids.